Messenger RNA from Miscanthus lutarioriparius, 360 nucleotides. The record is from the annotation of a GenBank genome assembly. Lineage: Eukaryota; Viridiplantae; Streptophyta; Magnoliopsida; Poales; Poaceae.
AUGGGGAACUGCCUGGUGAUUCAGGACAGGAAGGAGAUGAAGAUCGUGAGCGUGGACGAUGUGAGCAGCGAAGUCCUCAAGGUGCCACCCUGCAGCAGAUUGAUGAAGGUCCAUGACGACUCCCUCGGCGAGCCCCUGCCGGCGGCGAGCGUUCUUCCGGUGAAGGCGCCAGCGGGCACCGUCAGGGUGAAGCUGGUGAUCAGCAAGCGGGAGCUCAAGAAGAUGCUCGACAAACAGGGCAUGUCGCUGGACGACAUGGUGGUGUCUCUCAUGCGCAAAGAAACAAGCGAUCAUGAACAGGAGUGUUGCGGAGGGUGGCGGCCUGCGCUGGAGAGCAUACCAGAGGGCAGUGAUCUAUAG